AUCUUUGAUGAUAAAGCUAAUGAAUGGAGAAAUUAUGCAAUUUGUUGUGUGUGCUGUGAUGCUGUUGGUAAACCAGCUGCCAUAAUUCAAAAGUUUCCAAAUAAAAGUGACCAAGUAAAAAAUCACCUAAAAAAAUGUAAGCAUUUUAUUGAAGAACAAGGUGGUAUAGAAGUAGCAUUCAAAAUAUUAGAUAUAAA
Molecule: messenger RNA, 197 nt
Organism: Dentiscutata erythropus
Lineage: Eukaryota; Fungi; Glomeromycota; Glomeromycetes; Diversisporales; Gigasporaceae
Source: the annotation of a GenBank genome assembly